Messenger RNA from Colletotrichum orchidophilum, 666 nucleotides. RefSeq lists its product as uncharacterized. NCBI's taxonomy places the organism in Eukaryota, Fungi, Ascomycota, Sordariomycetes, Glomerellales, Glomerellaceae. The coding region runs from base 1 to 666 and encodes 221 amino acids. The transcript has a single exon. The record is from RefSeq and is a predicted model, not a curated record.
AUGGCGAAUUUCCACGAUGGUAGAGAGGCUGAUUCUGCUUUUGAAAAGGAUUAUAGUCAACGUCAACUCGCGUCUCCGGUGGACCGCCGUCGAUGCCAUAUUGCAAGAUUCCUUCCUUGGGUCGCUCUGAGCACACUCCUCCUGAUCGCAUUAGGAGCAUUCGGCCAUGAAUUCUCUUUGUUGAGCAUCGAAUCCUCUCCUCACGCUGCUCUGAAACACACCUGCGGCUCCACUGUCGCCGAAGCAAAGGCGAAAGGCUGCGUUUUCGACGUCAUGGCUUACGGCUGGGUUCCGUCCCAGUGCUACAACGGAGAUCUUGUGAGCACGUACAACGCAUACGACAUGAGUCCUUGGGCAUUCGACAGAAACUUCACCAAACCAGCGACUGAGCAAGUCCUUAUGGCUGGAGAGAGAAGGAUACUGUAUACGGACCUGCGAUUCCACCAAGAGCACUGUUUUUACACCUGGCACAAUCUGCUUCACAGUGUUGAGCAUCAACGGCCGUUGAUUCAUAACUUGUCUGCAUCGACCGAACAUCGGCACCACUGCAAGGGCUUAUUCUUGCACGGAGAAGCGCCAACGGGCCCUGUUGUCCCAGCUUUUUUUCAUUGUGUGGAUAUGGAACAGCCAUUCCUACUUCGAGAACACAUCUAUGCGCAGGAGUGA